CUAAAUCUUAUCGUCUCCUUUCAUGUGUGCUCAUGUCAGUUCACGAUCAGAAACCAGACGUCUCCCCUAACACCUCCAUUGCCAUUGAUUAUCCCAUUACGCCCAUUCACGAAUCCGCUGCUCAACAUCAGGAUCUCACCAAAGUUCAAUCCGCCGAACAGAAAAGACAGCGAUUGUACAAAACGGAGCUUUGCCGUAACUGGGAGAAACAGAACCAAUGUCAAUACGGUGACCGCUGUCAGUACGCCCAUGGAGUAUGCGAUCUCCGUCAAGUCGAACGUCACCCAAAAUACAAAACGCAGACCUGCAGAACCUUUGAACAGACAGGCGCGUGUCCCUACGGUAUUCGAUGCACGUUCCGCCACGAACUCUCUUCUCCAUUGACAUCAGUUGCCCUCGAUAACCUAUCUGCUCAUCCACAAACCUCACUGCCACCACGGAGACAAUGGGUUUUCGACUCUAAUACGGUCGACAUUACUUUGACCUCGGAAGCGGAAAGUCUUCUGCCUCAAAAGUUAUUAACUGAUUUGGCCAAUCCACCGAUCAGUCCUUCAGCCGAUCUGUGGUAUCCCAUGAAUGCCGAUCUUCGCUGUAUACCUUUUUUCUAAACAAAUCAAAAUAUCCUCACCCAAAAAGUAAGCACAAACCCAUCCCAACAUUGGUUUGAGUUGAAACAAAAAAAAAGGUAUCCCGAUAGCUUUUCUUUAUUCUUUUUCCCUUUUUUUUCAUGCUAGCUGCACUUUAUUUAGUAUAUGAUCGACUGUAAAUAACUCUAUAUAUCCUUUGACGGCGCACUUAUCUUUCCUUAUUCUCUAUUGUAACCAAAACAAAUAAACGAGCUCACUACGAUUGGCACAUGCACUCAUGUAUAAAAUACAGAAAAAAAGAAAAAUUAAAAAAG
This is a messenger RNA of Radiomyces spectabilis, 901 nucleotides long. RefSeq lists its product as uncharacterized. The transcript has a single exon. The record is from RefSeq and is a predicted model, not a curated record. Lineage: Eukaryota; Fungi; Mucoromycota; Mucoromycetes; Mucorales; Radiomycetaceae. The coding region runs from base 33 to 608 and encodes 191 amino acids. Gene Ontology annotation, molecular function: metal ion binding; mRNA binding.